AACAGGAGGCGGUAAUGCACCUUAUUCUGGUCCUUAACGCUAGUUGCCAUCUAAGGCGGAAGAAGAAGAACAAAUGUUUAAGCUAAGAGAGCUUUGUCGCUACAGUAACAGCCAUCGAGGUCAGCGUUUUAUCAGUUAUCAUUCGCAUCGUUGUGUCCACGAUUUGCGAGUUUGUGCUUUAGUUUUAAGCACAGCCGAAGCUCCUCUGGACCAAUAGUGUGGCGGCGUAACUGUUUUCGCAACGUUGGGCGUAAAGCUAGUUGUUUGAUUAACAUUGGUACGCCAUGACUGUUCGUAGCUAGCUGUACAGGCUAGCCAAGCUAACUAGCUAGUUCGUUUAGCUUUAUACAAAAACAAAUCUAGCCAGCUUCCUGUGAAAUACAUGCUAACACUUGGAAAGUCAUUUUCUGAGGAUUAAGACAUUUUUACCAACUACAAAACUGUUUUAUAAAAUCGGCGCGAACUCGAACAGGGCAACAACGCCUUCGAGACAGCAGCACAGGACAUUAGCUUGUUAGCAUUUUGGCUGACCAGAUUAGCCAACUGGACAUCCAGGAGUCUAGCUAGACAGGAGACAGUUCCCACUGACAGAAUCUGACGAGAAUUUCGUUAGCUAAAGACUCCCAGCAUGCUGAUGGUGGGAGAGGAUGGACGGGUGUACUAGAAUGAGUGUGAAGGAGCUGUGCGACACGGAUGACCUGGCUACCAGCCUGGUGCUGGACCCAUUGUUGGGUUUCAGUACUCACAAAAUGAACGUCAGUCCACCUCCAGAGAUCCGCCGUUGGGGUUACCUCAAAGAGACUCUGUUGCGCUACCAGCGCACGCAUGAUUUCCAGUCCACUUUUGAGGCUCUCACCGUGGGAGACUGGGGCGGCGACGUCACCAGUCUGGGCACCCAUCGCCUGGAACUGCUGAGCCAGCACGUGUAUCGCUACCUCAGUGCCUUCCUGCUGGAGAGUGGUGUUAAGAUUGAGCCUUGUGACAGAUAUUCUUCUGAAACCAACGGUGCAAAGAUUACCUCCACCAAACACUGGUGUGCGGGUGAGCGUGUGGAGGUGCUUCAGGGGUGCAUCUCUGAGCUGAGCCCAGCCGACAGCGCCCUCCUGAGGGCAGGGGUGAACGACUUCAGCGUGAUGUACUCCACGCGCAAGCGCUGUGCUCAGCUCUGGCUGGGCCCUGCUGCCUUCAUUAACCAUGACUGCAGGCCAAAUUGUAAGUUCGUCCCUGGGGAAAAGAACGGCGCCUGUGUGGAAGUGGUCCGAUCCAUCGCACCUGGGGAGGAAAUCACAUGUUACUAUGGCGACAGUUUUUUUGGCGAAGACAAUGAGAUGUGUGAAUGCUGCACCUGUGAGAGGAAAGGAGAAGGUCACUUCAGACUUAGAGGGGGCCAUCCGGACUCCAGAGAGACUGAAACACAGGUGGGCCAGAAGUAUCGUCUGAGGGAGACCGAUCUGCGUCUGAACAGGGAGAGAAGCCUGUGUCCUGCACGGUCCACGUGUCCAGCCACACACACAGCCAUCCCUUCAAGGACUUCCUCCACCCAGCUGAUGAAGAGAAAUGUCUCCACGAGCAGAACCUUGACCAGGAAGACAUACAGUUCAACACAGGAGAAGAAAAGGAGCCGAUUCGGGAACAGACAAGUCAAGGCUUCCCUGGCCAAGCAGAUUCCUUUAUCUCAGGUCGUGCUGAGAGACCUCAGGGUCCGAGUUCGGCGCCACACGAUGGAUUUCCUGUUGAGUUGUAAAGACCCCCUUAGCAAAGAGAGGGUCUUGCUGCACCUGCUGGAAAACAUGAAGCCAGACGACGAGCAGGGAACCCGACCCAGCACGACGACGAGCCAGAAAUCACAUGAUGAAACAGUGAACGAUGACGCCUCACCGAAGGUGAACCCGACACCUAAGGAGAAGAAGGACGAGCGAAGACCCCCAGGACGGCGUCCAGGUGGAGGGUCCGUCGGCGUGGUGGAGAGGGUCUUCAGGUCCUCCUUCAGGGCAAGGAGGAUGAUUGAAAACCCUGCCACGCAUCUCUCUGCUUCGGUGACCAAGACCAACAGCCAAGCAGUUACCGGUCGCAGCCAGUUUGUGGACGAGCAGGAUGGCGUGUUCCCAGAUGGUCACAGCCCCGGUAACACGGCGGCGGGAGACGGCCCCAGUAGCAGCACCGGGGCGCCGUUCAUCAACAACACGACGAGCGGCGGUAGAUCGAACCCUGAAGGCAGCACAACCGCAAAGCACCCUGGUCAGACUGCGCCAGCUGUCCAAACGGAAGGGGGGAAGGUUGAGAACAAGCCCGGUGGCAAGGUCUGUCAGCCUGCCUCCAGCCAUGCUCCACCCCUCGGUCCUCACAUGCCAGGACUGAAGAAGUACCUCACAGUGAAUUUGAUAAGGGUGUCGAUACCAGGCAGUGUAGAGACAAAGGGGGCUUCCCAAGCAGAGCAGGGGGAGGGGCUGAGGAGGCCAGGUGGCAGGAGGGCAGUGCUGAGGGAACAGGGGACUAGGCCACUGUCCCCAAAGGCAGGUAGAGAGUCCAGGUGUGAGCAGCAGCCAGCAGGAAGCAGUGACGAUGUCUCUAGGACUGCAGGUAAGACAGGGGUGAGGGAAAUGUUUUUUAAGUCAGUUGACAAAUGUGAUGAAAUGAUAAAGCAGAAGUCUAAGGUAUCUGAUAAUGUAUUACAAGGUGAUAAGGUCAUUGAAAUACAGUCUGUUAGUGGGGAGGUGCAGGGCAGAGCAAAGAAGAGGCAUACGCAGGUUGUGAUGAACGAAGGUGGAGAGAAUUUAGCAGGUACCAACCGUGUGAAAUCUCCAGUUAGAAGGGGUAAGAAAAGGGCACUAAUGACAGGGAAGGAGGGAACGGGUAGUAUAGCAAUAGAUCAGAUGAGACUAACGCGUUUCAACAAUAAAAGUGUUGAUGAUUCUGAAACUCCAGUAAGAGUUGAGAAGGAAGAUAGGUUAGUGAGUGGGAGAUACCCACCCACAUGUCAAAGUAAAGAGGGUAUCGUCAUCAAACAAGUGAGGAUUCUACUGGCCGAUAUUUUGAGGAAGGAAAACGGUUGUAGGGAUGUGGGAAGUGAGGAGCAGGGUGGGGGGAAAGUAGACGAUUCACAUGAAACAGAGACUGUUGCACUGCCCAACGCGGUCGCACUGCCCGACGCGGUCGCACUGCCCGACGCGGUCGCACUGCCCGACGCGGUCGAACUGCCCGUCGCGGCCGCAAUUCCCGAGGCGGCCGCAAUUCCCGAGGCGGUCGAACUGCCCGAGGCGGUCGAACUGCCCGACGAAGCGGUCGAACUGCCCGACGAAGCGGUCGAACUGCCCGACCAGGCGGUCGAACUGCCCGACCAGGCGGUCGAACUGCCCGACCAGGCGGUCGAACUGCCCGACCAGGCGGUCGAACUGCCCGACCAGGCGGUCGCACUGCCCGACCAAGCGGUCGAACUGCCCGACCAGGCGGUCGAACUGCCCGAUGCGGUCCCGGAAGUGAUUGUGAGAAAGAGAGGCAGACCGCGGAAGAAACGGAACCGAGGCAGGAAACCAUACAAAGACGCCUCCACAACCCAGAGCACCAUCGACUCGAACAAGAGCGAUGUAGAGGGUCGCUCUCAAACUCCCCUUCCCCAACCUUCGAUGGCCUGUUCGGACACUCUGCCCACAGUGCCCCCUGUGGGAGCUCCCCUUGUGGACAGUGCACAGCAGACCCCCCUACAGUCCAACAUUCCCCUGAAGAAACGCACGUUUCGGAAUUCUGUGGACUUUGACUCCGAGCAAGGUUUAAGUUCUCCAGUGGAGGAGCCGUCCCCUAAAGAUCUCUCAGUCGUGAGUCCUACAGACCAGAACCAGGAACUUGCUCCUUCUCCUGAAAAAAAACCUGAAACCACCACAACAUUGACGGAGGCCAGUGAUGAAGUUAGAAAGUGUUUUAAAUCUUCCUUAAAAUCGCGGGCAAAGAUACUGGAGGCCCGAACCCAGAGACGGGAGCUCAGAAUAAACGCAAAACUGUGUCCCAGAGAUAAGAAGCGUCCUCGAGGCCGGCCUAGAAAGAGAAAAAGACAAGGUGUUAAGAAUGCGGUCGUUGUUCAGGGUGACAACAACGGACCUGGGCUGGGGGGGAACCGUCCGGAUCCUGCAGAGCGUCACCCAGGUGAAGAUCCAGAGGACAUGAAGGAUGGAGUGAAAGUUCCUGAGCGUCAUGCGGAGGUUCCUAGCUGUCUAAGUACUCAAGCUUGCGCUGAAGAGAAAGAGCAAGAUUUAAACUUCCGAAUACGUUUCAAGAGAAAGCAAGGCAAGGUUUGGGAGUUAGAGAAAGCUGCGUUGAGCGAGGAUUUAAAGUUUAAAGCAGAAAAUGAAGCAAGUUCAGAUUCAUGUGAUCCUUUUAGUGCCAUUUUGAAUUCUGUGUCCAGAUUAAACCUAGAGAUGGACAGGGGCACUCAGUCAGGUGGUCUGAGUAAUAAGUGUUCCGAAUUCAGUAAAAGACGGAGGGGAUUCGCUGUAGUAGUAAAAUCUGACCAAAAAGAUUUUGAGAAACCAGGGCAGCAAGGUAGUUCUUACAACGAUGUGUUGGAGACCAGGGAUGUGCUGGAGAUCAGGGAUGUGCCGGAGACCAGGGAUGUGCUGGAGACCAGGGAUGUGCUGGAGACCAGGGAUGUGCUGGAGACCAGGGAUGUGCUGGAGACCAGGGAUGUGCUGGAGACCAGGGAUGUGCUGGAGACCAGGGAUGUGCUGGAGACCAGGGAUGUGCUGGAAUCCAGGGAUGUGCUAGAGACCAGGGAUGUGCUGGAGACCAGGGAUGUGCUGGAGACCAGGGAUGUGCUGGAAUCCAGGGAUGUGCUAGAGACCAGGGAUGUGCUGGAGACCAGGGAUGUGCUGGAGACCAGGGAUGUGCCACAUGGGUGUGUUGACAGGACAGACAGGUGUGUCGACAGGACAGACAGGUGUGUCGACAGGACAGACAGGUGUGUCGACAGGACAGACAGGUGUGUCGACAGGCCAGACAGGUGUGUCGACAGGCCAGACAGGUGUGUCGACAGGACAGACAGGUGUGUCGACAGGACAGACAGGUGUGUCGACAGGACAGACAGGUGUGUCGUCAGGACAGACAGGUGUGUGCAGCCCCUGGGGAAGAGAGGAGAAUCACAGUGUAAUAAAGCGACAUUUGCAGAGGAGGUAACAACCAAAGUGGAGGGUGUACCUGCUGGAGUUAAACGAAGCUGUGGUGAAUGUGAGGCACUGGGCGAACAGUUGGAAGUUAAAAUGGAAGAUAAGAAAGAUGUACCUUUACCUAGAAUAAAGCUGCGGAGGAAGGUGGAGGGAGUGUGGGAGGUCGAUGUCCCCAAGACGGAAGGAGAGCAGAGAGAAGCUGGAGCGGAGUUGGAGAGACUAGAGUUCCCGGCCUUCCCAGAGAGACCCAGCCGAGGGCUUCUGACUCCCCUCAACCCCAAAAAAGAGGGCUUGUCUUCUUGUCAACAAUUUGGAAGCUGCAGAAGUGUCAUGGAUACCUCAUCUGACGCUCACCGUCUCUCUCUGUCCCUCUCACCGCUGUCCCUCCACUCACCCCAGUAUGAUGGCAUUCACGAAUUUGGUUCUGUUUCUGAUCGGACGAAGGGUCGGGUCGUUUCGGAGUCUAGUUGUAGGGGAAAGAAACAAAAGCACAAUACAGAGAUGCCUCUCGUUUGCUCAAAUGCAGAGUCGGCGUCUACCUGUCUUAAUAAUAGCCUACAACAGAUAAAUCACAGCCUCUCUAGACUCUCUGAAGGAUUAUGUACAUCCCAGUCCUUAGAGAAAAACCCCCUUUAUUCCUCCACCUCCGUCCCUGUGACUCAGCCACAGUCCGAAUCUCCCGUCUUCAACUUCCCAGACAGGAUUCUCUCCACAGAGCCUAGCUUCACCUGCUGUGAAGACCUACUGGACUUUCAGUGUCUCAAUUUUGAAGGUUACUAUCAUCCCCAGAACAUUCUCCCAAGCUCUCCAUCGGGUCUCUGUUCCCUGGAACCAGCUCCUGACCCCUUUAGCAGUCCUCUCUCUCACAGCCCCCCCGACACCUGGGCCACAGAAACACCAUACCUCGGACCUCCUAGUCCAGGGGACAGCUUUAGUGCUGAAGAUCUUCAGUUUUGCCCCAGCCUCCUGUCCUCUAAAAAUGACGUUCCGUCCUUGGGAUGUGAAGUGAAGGAUUCCUCCAAAGAUGAAAAUAUGGCCAGUGCAAACUUCAGUUCCGUUCAGGGCAGCAAUGUUGAAGGGACGUUCAUGGAUCGUUUUUUGAGCAAAACUUCAUCUAUAAAACUCUUUAAAGAAGAUCCCAAAACUCAGCCUAAAGCACAACCCCUUUAUUCAGCUACUAAACCCCAGAGACUACCCAAGGACUCACAGGCGUUUAGUGCAUCGUAUGCCACCCAUUCUCAGAGCACUCACGGUAGUCCUGGCGUCCAGGCCCUGCACACAGUAGCGACCUCCAGCCAGGCAAAAGUCCAGUCCCAACUCAAAACACAGGGGCCCUUUCAUCGCAUGAGCCUGUUCAAUAAACACCAGCCGUCCACCACUUCUCAGUCCAACUCAUUCAGACUCGCUUCUCAGAGUAGCACAAACAAGUCCGUCCCCUCAUCCUUUUUUUCGAACAUGUUCACCCCCCAGCUCUUCCCCGUGAGACCUCCCUCCAGCGGGGACGCUGUCUUCAACACCUGUGAUAAGAGCUCCAGCGUGAUCCAGAGUGUGCUCAAGUAUCAGGGAGGGAAACAGUGCCAGAAUCUCCACAGUGCUCCUUGUAAAGACAACACUAUGGCUGGCUGCCCCCCCGCUGUUACAUCUAAGCUUCCUGGGACCAAAUUAAGUCACAAGACUGGUCAGGGGACCCAGCUGGGCCAGAAACGUUCUGGUUCCACCCCUGGCUGUCCGAAAGGUCAAGGCCUCGCUUCAGGAAAAGACGGCGUCCGUCUCAACGCGUCCACCUACCCCACAAAGUCAAAUGCUCUCAGUAACAAAGAAAGUUCAGUUUUUGACAACUCGCCUUGCCAUAGUGAGACAUUGGACAAAUCCCAGCCUCUGGAAACUAGCUUUAGAAGCAUGAACUUCUCCUCCCUUCAGCGGCCCUUCUUCUUCCCCAGCCAGGUAAAUAGCUACGAGACCCCCGACCACAGCCAUGCCUCACCCCCUGACAAGCACCAGCUGAGCUACGCCCAACAGGAUUCCUUUGAUCUGACUUUCGGGUCGUCCCUCUCCCCCUCUGUAACUCAGCUCCACAGCCCCCUGGCGACCAGCAUCUCCCCCUCUGGCCCCCAGGCACCGGGCAACAAAAACCUGUCGUCCUCCUCCAUCCCAUUCGGGCACCAGGGCCAGCCCUACGUGCUGAACUUCAGUGGGGACCACUCGGUGACCCUGGGCCUCAGGGACGGGGCGGAGGGCUACCCGGGGUCGGGGCACGCUAACUACACGUACCACUGCCUGAUGGAGCCUUCAGGCACCCAGGGGAGGCUGGUCCUUGAACCCUGCGUACCCCAGAGGUCGAACUCACCCUCUUUCUCUGUGGGGGGCUUUUCAGGGGUCAAAGGUCAGGAGGACCAGUGCAGAAGGGACACGCAAGCAGCGAGCCAGCCCAGGGCACAGCCCUCAUCCUCCCACUACGGCCCCCCGCCAGCCCCGCCCACGGCCACGCCCCUCUCGGACAGGAAGCCCAGGAGACUGAGGCUGGUGGUGACGGAUGGAACUGUGGAUCUGGAUCUGCAGUACACAGACUGAGGAUGAUGUGUGCGUUCAAGAAGUAAAAUGUUUGGGAUUGUUUGUUGUUUUUGAAAAGUGUGUUACAUUGCAAAUGUGUCUGUCUGUCCUCUUGAUUUGUUUUUUGAUUGCGUACAUCGUUUCAAGGAUGCAAUUGGAUUUUUGGGUUGUUUACUCGCAAAUCUGUGAGUCAAGUUUAAACAUAUUUGAUGGUAUUUAUUUUUAUGAAGUAGGAGUUGGUUGUUUUUAAUCAUAUGUCAUGUGAAUGUCAAAAUUUAAAAUUGGUUAAAAAAAGUAGCUGUUGUAAGCUCAACCAGCUCCUUAAGCAUUUGACAAUCUGUAAUAACUGAGGUUCACCUCAAGGUGGUCUCAUUCAACUCAGUUGCCCAGUAAUUCAGAGCAUGUUUUGUCAUGUAACAUAAUUGCAUGAACUUCCCUGUAAAUAAUUGAUGGAACAUAAACCGAAGCAUAACGAUGAUUCCUUCAUCUUUAUUGAUAAGUUUAAAAGCGGGGUGUUGCACUGUUUAUCGAUUAAUACUUAUUCAUUUUGGCUCAUUGUUUGCUAAAGCUCUCUCCCUUUCAGUAUGAAUUUACUAGGUUCUGAAUGAACUGAUUUGAAUCUGGUUUUAGUAUGGAUGUUUUCUAGUCUACAGGGAAAGUUUGCAUCAGAUUGUCCGCCACACACUUUGUGUCUAAGCACUGCCUUGCCGAACUGGACGAGGGAGGGCAGUCAGCGGAGCGUGAACGAAUAAGGCAGUGCAUGAAGUGUGUGCUGUAAAAUGUGUUCAUAUGUCACUGUAUACGCAGUUCUAAACCCUGUCAGGUCCAGAGUGGCUUCAGGGUGUGUGUGUAACCUUUCACCUAUAAAGCUCUCUGUCAUUAUCUCUGUGUCCCCUCUGGUACUGUUCACUCAACACCAAAGCAUCCUGUAGCUACAUGGCAGUGUUGGUCUGGGUCCAAUAGGCUGGAUGCACAUUAGUCAGGGUCAAGUUUUAUGUGAUGGUUCAAUUUGAAAAUUGUCAUUGAUCUGGUUUAUUUCAACUUUUCAAUUCAUCACAUGGUAUUUUACAGUUGCUAGGCAUGUUGGAUGUUACUUUCAGCAUUCCAGCUGCAUAAUACUGUUAUUCUGGAGCAAUGUUGGAUAGUGACUGCUGUGUUUCAUGUGAAUACAGUGAAUUGGUACUGUUUGUGUUUGCAUAAUUUGCAGGCCAAUGUUUUAUUUAUUUGAAAAUCCUCAUUCUUGAAUGGUGCUUUCAUGUAUUUUAAUAUUUUACACUGUUCAAAAUGAAAUGUUUUAUAUAGUGAUUGGAAAUUAAUUUUAUCUUCUGUUAUGACAUGGUCCUCAGAUCAAUUUGAGUCACUUGGAGUCACGGCAAAGAAAUAUAAGCCUUUUUGAAGAGGCAAACUCCUUACAAACUUUGUAAAGAUCUGCUGUAAAAAAAUUAAAUCUGUAAAUUGUUAAAUUAAAUCAUUUUAUUUAAUGAA
Messenger RNA from Hypomesus transpacificus, 9188 nucleotides. RefSeq lists its product as uncharacterized. The record is from RefSeq and is a predicted model, not a curated record. Gene Ontology annotation, molecular function: histone H4K20 methyltransferase activity; protein binding. Bases 648 to 7724 code for a protein of 2358 amino acids. Lineage: Eukaryota; Metazoa; Chordata; Actinopteri; Osmeriformes; Osmeridae. Gene Ontology annotation, cellular component: nucleus. The transcript has 9 exons.